Molecule: messenger RNA, 4205 nt
Organism: Galendromus occidentalis (western predatory mite)
Lineage: Eukaryota; Metazoa; Arthropoda; Arachnida; Mesostigmata; Phytoseiidae
Product: putative leucine-rich repeat-containing protein DDB_G0290503
Exons: 12
Coding region: 421-3939 (1172 amino acids)
Biological process (GO): Golgi vesicle transport
Cellular component (GO): Golgi apparatus
Molecular function (GO): small GTPase binding
Source: RefSeq, a predicted model, not a curated record
ACGUCGUCACCGCGGCAGAGAACGUUGAGUUCAUCUUCGAGCGACGCGGCGGUGCUCCCUGUGUAUAACUCGCCUGAGCGACCCAGAUAUGUGCCCCAGUCCGACACCGAAAGCGAGGUAGAAGGUCCAACAACCAUCGAUCUGAAUCGCGUUUCGAAAGAAGAGAUCUUUGCAGUACUCCAACGCUGCAAGCAGAAGGUGGAACGGUACAAAAAUAAAUAUGGCGAGACGGUGAAGGCUUAUCGAGCUCUGAGUGAAGAAAAAGAAAAAGUACAGAAAGUCCUCACCGAAUCCCAAGACAAAGCUCUAAGACGAAUCAACGAAUUGCGGGAGCAGGCAGACCUCGAACAGAGAGCCAAGGCUCACCUCGAGGAAAAUCUCCGCGUCAUCCUUGACGAGAAAGACGAAAAACUGAAGGUCAUGAAAACGAAGAUCGAUCUCCUGUCGAACAGCGAAGAGGUUGUGAAACCGUUCAAGGAACAGGUGAAGCAGCUCAAUCUGGACCUGCAGAGCAAAGAAGCUGACGUCAUCAUGGCCAAAGAGCUCCGGAGCAAGGCUGAGCAGCAGCUCAAAGAGAUCAAGUGCAAGCUUGAAGCUAAGGACAAAGAGCUCCUGGAGACCCGGGCGAAGAGUAAGCUUCUCGAGGAACAAAUUGCCAAACCCCAGGUGGUUUCCAACGGGACCGAUAAAGCUCACACCGAAGACUCUAAAGCCAUCGCAGCGGAGCACAUGGAGGCGAAGAUGCGGGCGAGUGAAAAGAAGCUCUCACAGAAGGAGAAUGAGUUACGGAAAAUAGCGAGGAAAAUGCAUCAACUGAAACUUAUGAGCAUCACCGAGGAGGCGGAAGAAGAGGAGAACAAUUCUCUCGGAGGAGGCUUGGCCAAGAAAAUCGAGGGCAGCGUCGAUCAGCUCCUGAAGGAGAAGCAAAACCUCCAGAAGAGCAUCGACGAGCUCAACAAGUUGAACAGACAGAAAGAGAACGAACUCAAGACCGUCCGGAGCAAGUUAGAACAAGCCAGUAGCGAAAUACGUAAUCAGAACAACGAGGCGUCGUCUCGGCUUGACGAGGUCCUCUCCGAGAAUCAGAAGAUCCAGAAAGACCUCCUGGAAGCUCAGGGGAACGCGAAGAGCCUCGCCGAGCAGUUACAAGCGUUCAGGGAAGCCUCGGAAGUUGCCUCACGCAAACUGAAUGCCGCGGAAACGAGUUUUGCGCAGAGCGAACAGAAUCUGCGACAGAUGGAGAGCGAACUCCAAGGACUAAGAGCUGAGGUCGCGUCACGCUCGAAAUCGGCUCUAGACCUCGAGGCACAGUUGAAGGAUGCAAGUCGGAAGCAAUCAGAAAUGGAACUGGAAUUAUCGAGCUUACGGGCGAAAAUUGUGCAAGAAGAAAACCUAUCGGACAAGUCGCCAGGAGCCGGAGACGCCGUCGACAUUGCGAACGGGGAGGUCGAGGCGUUGAGGAAGAAACUUUUGGGAGCUGAGGAGCAGUGCAAGUCUCUCAUGGAGGAAUUGCGAAGAGUUCAAGCUUCAGGUGAGGACGCUGACGUCUCUGGAAACUCAACUGAUGCUGCUCAGCUCAAGCUGCAUGAGGUUGAACGACUUCUCGCGAGUAAAACCGAGGCCGAGGCAGCACUCCUGAAACGUCAACAGGAGCUGAUCGAAGAGCUAGACGCCCUUAGAAAUGAGGCGUCCGAAUUGAAAAGCGAGAACUCUCGAAUCGCUUCGGAAAUGAGCAUUUUAUCCUCCGAGAGAGAGAAGGUCCAGAGCGAAUUGGAAGGAAUCGGUGCACUCCGAGCGGAACUGGAAUCCGUGAAGCAGCAGCUCGACCUUGAGAAAUCCAAUGUUGGGGCGCAGACGUCUCUGGCGGAACAACUGGAAACGAAGCUCCGGGAGGCUGAGUCGAGUCUCAUCGAAUCACAGGAACAAGUGAAGAAACUGACGUCCGAUCUCGAGGUCGUUCAACAAGAGAAGCAACGCAUUCAAGGAGAAUCAUCCCAGACUGAAAAAGGUCAUCUCUCGAGGUGUGCAGAUUUGGAGGAGCAAUUGAGUGCGGCCCGGGGCGAGUCUCAGAAACUCCAGGAUGAGGUCGGGAAAGUGAAGGAGGCCAGAAGUAUCCUCGAGAAGGAGCUCAAAAGCAAACUGAGCAAGAAGGAACAGGAUGCUGAGGCCGCAACCUUGAAAUGGGACACAGCUCAGAAAGAGAAGAACUCCUUGGAGACAAAAAUGCUCGAGAUGGAGAACGACUUCGAGACGGAACGUAGUAAACUCAACGAUGAAAUCCGCUCGUUUACAUCAAAGGUGGAACAACUCGAAACACUCCUGAAAGAGAGCGCGGAAGAGGAAUUGCGGGGUCAGCUCGCCUCCUUGACGGAAGAGUUGGAAUCGGUCAGAGCCGGAGCUCGAGGGGCGAUGGACGACGCGGAGCAGAUGCGACGAGCCGUCGAAACCAAGAGUCAAGAACUCAUAAAGAUGGUCGACGAUUUGGCAGAAAAGGAGCGUCUCAUCAAAGAAGGCGAAUCCAAGAUGACGAGACUCGAAGCCCACUACAAGGAAUGGAUUCGGACCCUCGAAGCGAGACAAGCGGACACUGAAGACAAGUUGCGGCAGUGCGAGAUGGAGAGGAACAGAUUCAAGGAGGAUGCCGAUCGUCUCGAUAAGAUGUACGUCCAACUGGAGACUCAACUGAAACACGUCGAACAGGACGGGAAGCUGCGUGUUGCCGAUGUCGAAGCGCGUCUCAUAGUCGAAAAGGACAAAAUGAAGAGAUUGGAGGAUGCCAAAACCAGAUUGGAGGAGAAGAAAUCGAAGCUCGAAGCAGUCAUCGGAUCCAAUGAAAAUACCAUCCAGAAACUGCGGGGAGAAGUCGCCAAGGUCGAGGCUGAGCUCAAAGAGAAAUCACUGGAGUGCGAAAGUUGGGAGGAGAGCCUGAAAACCGGCAAUGAGCGCCACACGAAGAUCCGCCAGGAACUCAAAGAUGCUCAGGCAACGAUCGCUGGACUCCGUAGCGAAAUAGAGGAUAAAGAGGAUCGACUGCGAGCUGAGUUCGAAGGUCGACUGUCGUCAGCAGAGGAGUCGCAAGCAAUUAUGAAGGAGCAAGAAGAGAUUCUGACCCGACAGCUCAACGAGACUCAGGCUCUCCUUCACCAGAAAGAAGAAGAGCUCGAAAACAUAAAACUGUCGCCAGUUCAGCAAGAGAAUCUUCAGCUACGCCAAACUCUCAAGCAGGUCGAAGAGGAACGCGAGCGCUUACUGCAAGAGUCGAAUAGGAUGAAAGAGGAAUUGGCUCAAAUCACAAAGCAGGCGGAGCUUCUGGGCAAAGAGGCUAGAGCUCUGCGGGAUUGCAGUGGUGAUGAGAUUGAUACACUCCGGGAGCAGAUGGACGAGUACAAAAAUCAAUCCAUAUUAGCCCAGGAGAAGUGCGACGGCUUGCAGAAGGAGCUGGCCGCGCUGAGGAAGCAACUGGAGGAGAGAGAGGACGGUUGGAACCACGACGGCUGGUCUGGAGGCGAAUGGGGAACUACCGACGAAACGACCGAGGAUCAUAGUACGCCCGCGGUUCUAGAAGUAGCCGUCGAAGAGAGUAAGGUCGGAGCUCCGAAAGGACCUCACGAAAGCAGCGAUAGCAUAGAUGCGCUCCGUAUGCAGCUCGCUAAGCAACAUGAUGAGAUUCGAGACUUGAAGGCUUUAUUGGGCUUGCACUCCCGGGGAGGCCUCAUGACCGAUAUGCCGGGACCCACUGAAUACGAAUAUUUGAAGAACAUCAUGUUCAAUUUCAUGAUGGGAAGAGAGACGCAGACCCUGUGCAAGGUGAUUGCUGCGGUGCUCCGGUUCUCAACGGAACAAACUCGUCUUGUCACGGAGCGGCAUGAGUCCCUUCAUAAGGUUUCUGCACUGUACCAUCAUCACUCCACAUCGAGUCAUGCCAAUAGACCGCACUGACGUAGUUGGGCACGGCUGUUGCCGGCAGGCCAACGAGUUCAUUGAUCCAAAGAACGGGAAUGGCCGACGCAUCGAUAUAGUCGUCGAUGCGGAGGACACAUUUACCAACUGCACCGUCGGAUCUCUCAAGAUUCCGUCCACGUAUCUGAAGAUACAGCAAGCUCUGACAUAUCAUUCCAGCUUGCACUCUGGCUUCGCCGAUCAGCGUGUUUUCGGACAGCACCGUGCGGACAUUCCGUCGACCUAGUUCGUAGAUUCGCUUCCCU